AUGCGCCCGUUCGCCUCCGGCCCCGUCCGGACCAUCGCAUCGCGCAUCGCGGUCGCCGUCCCUCGAACCGCCAUCCCAAGACCUCGAGCUCAGCCCACCACCACAACGUUCUGCUGCCAAUGCCUGCGUCCGCUCUCGACGACGCCCGUCGCAUUGAGCGGGCACAACAAGUGGUCCAAGAUCAAGCACAAGAAGGGCGCCGCCGACGCGCAAAAGAACAACAUGCGCAGCCAGCACUCCAAGACGAUUGCCCUCUACUCUAGGCACGGCGUCCCCAAAGCCGUAAUUGACUCCGCCAUCGCACGAGGUCAAGGCCGCUCCGCCUCAGGCGCCUCCCUCGAAUCCCUCACCCUCGAAGCCAUCCUCCCGCCCGGCGUCGCCCUCAUAAUCGAAGUCGAGACCGAGAGCAAGGCCCGCUCCCUCCAAGACCUCAAAGUCCUCGUCAAGAAACACAAGGGCACCGCCAACGCCGCCACUUUCUUCUUCACCCGCCUAGGCCGCGUCGUCUUUGCCGCAAAGGAAGGUGGUGCCCCCGUGGGUAUCGACGACAUUAUGGACGACGCCAUCGAGUGCGGCGCCGAGGACCUCGAGGCCGACGAGGAGGGCAACCUUGUCGUCUGGACGCAACCCAACAUGACCAAUGCCGUCGUCAAUGGUGUGGGCCCCAAGUUUGAGCUCGAGCUGCUCAGCUCCGAAAUCAUCUGGAACGCAAACGAGGACACAAAGGUCAAGAUUGACGAAGGACUCGAAGCCACGACGCUAAGCGAGCUUUUGGCCGCGCUACAGGAGUUCCCCGAGGUGCAGGCCGUGUACGGCAACCCCACGCGGGGCGACAUCCCGGAGGAGCAGUGGUCCGGCAUCGAGGAGAACCUCGACUCGUAG
Colletotrichum abscissum is the source of this 882-nucleotide messenger RNA. RefSeq lists its product as uncharacterized. The record is from RefSeq and is a predicted model, not a curated record. The transcript is spliced from 2 exons. Bases 1 to 882 code for a protein of 293 amino acids. NCBI's taxonomy places the organism in Eukaryota, Fungi, Ascomycota, Sordariomycetes, Glomerellales, Glomerellaceae.